Halichondria panicea is the source of this 1928-nucleotide messenger RNA. Its product is annotated as focal adhesion kinase 1-like. The coding region runs from base 109 to 1851 and encodes 580 amino acids. The transcript is spliced from 8 exons. The record is from RefSeq and is a predicted model, not a curated record. Gene Ontology annotation, cellular component: plasma membrane; signaling receptor complex. Gene Ontology annotation, molecular function: ATP binding; transmembrane receptor protein tyrosine kinase activity. Lineage: Eukaryota; Metazoa; Porifera; Demospongiae; Suberitida; Halichondriidae. Gene Ontology annotation, biological process: protein phosphorylation; multicellular organism development; positive regulation of kinase activity.
UAAUUAUCCCAAAAAUAGUCAAUGGAUUUGAGGUGGACAGCAUCAGACCAGUUUUACUGAUACAAAGAGAUUGAGUGUGUCUAAAUUAAAAGCUAUAAUAUAUAGACUAUGACUAGCAGCCCUGAAUUAUCUUCCCCAACAAGUAUCUACUUAUCAUCUCUAUGGCCAUCUACUACUCCACUGCCCUUGACAACACUCCCACCUGUAUCCCCUUCCCCAACAAGUAUCUACUUAUCAUCUCUAUGGCCAUCUACUACUCCACUGCCCUUGACAACACUCCCACCUGUAUCCCCUUCUCCAACAACUUCUACCCCUUUAUCUAUAUUAACCACAAGUAGUGCAUUAACUCCAGCCCCAGACAGCAAUCAGGCAGGUGUGGGAAUUGCUAUCGGCUCUCUAAUCCUGCUUUUCAUCUUUGUCUCUUUGGUUAUCCUUGGCUGUCUGGUAGGAAUACUAUUCUUUAAAGUGAGUCGAAAGAUCAAAAUCCAAGAACAAUCGAAGGCGAAUAGCAUAAGAAGUAGAGGAAGGGUUAUCAGUGUGUCUUCAUCAACAUACGCCAGUGUCAAUGAGAGAGGGAGAAUAAGAAGACAUGGACGGAGGCAAGACUCUCAACAAUGUGCAGUUAUCUACAACACAAGAGCAGCCAGAGAAGCAAGUGGUAUCUAUUAUCCUGCUCCGUCCAACCUCAACCCAUUGCUACCUGUGCACAUUCGAUCACACGUUACAAACGGUACCCUCUCCCCUAACUACGAGCUACAGGACACUGGAGACUAUAGCGCUCCAGUUUUUUCACCAGCGGAGAAAGAAGAAGACCUUCAAAUGCAGCUAGCCUCGCUGGGCAUCGAUGAGAUUCCUGAAGACCAAUUAUGUAUCGAAGAGCAGAUUGGAAGGGGACAGUUUGGCACAGUGUACAAGGCACAGUGGACAUUCACCACAAACGAAAUGGACGGUAAUGCUCCUCAAUGUAUCUCUGCCCAUGUGGCAGUAAAAAUGAUUGGAGAAAAUUCGUCACUAGACAACAGGAUCAAGUUCCUACAAGAGGCUGUACUAUUGGCACAAUUCAAUGACCCCAACAUUGUGGCUCUAUUCGGAGUAGUGACAGAAUCGACUAAUAAUCAGCUAAUGAUCCUUUGUGAAUUAAUGGACGAGGAUAUAAGAGCAAACCUCAUAAACGUUAAAGAAAAAAUCCAGAAAGGUGAAAACACAGAGCAAGAGAUGACUGAGUUGCCUGCUCUUCUGCUCAGCUACUGUAGGAAGAUUGCCAGCAGUUUUGUGUACUUGGGGCUCAAGGGGUUCGUUCAUCGUGACCUGGCAGCCAGGAACAUACUCGUCUCCAAGGAAGGGGACUGCAAGUUGUCUGAUUUUGGCCUAUCACGUCAGCUACGCGAUGAAGAUUACUACUUGUCCCAUGGAGGGAUGGUCCCUGUGAAAUGGACAGCCACUGAGGCUCUUAUGCACCGCAGGUACUCUACUAAAAGUGAUGUAUGGAGCUACGGGAUACUAUUGUACGAGAUUUGGUCGCUAGGAGGAAAGCCAUAUCCAGGCAUGACUAAUCAAGAGGUAGUGACUAUAGUGCCAACAGGUUACCGCCUCCCACCACCACCUGGCUGCCCGAGAGCCAUCUAUGACCUCAUCAUCAAAUGCACGCACCCCCAACCCGAGUCAAGGCCAGCGUUCACCAAUAUCCUGACGAGCCUACAAAGACCCGACUACCAGCUGCUAAAAUGGAGGGCAGAGGACGUGGUUGCCGGCAGUGAGGCGGCUAGAACGCUGGGAGCUCCACUAGAGGAAGGGAAGGGACUGUACACAGAACUACAGAAGACUUACAAACUUAUAGAUAGUACGGAUUAGGCACAAUAGUUAUUAGCAGCUGGAACAAUCGAGUUUUGUUCAAUUGCACAAAUUUCAAGAGUUAUAUUUUAUAAGGA